Phacochoerus africanus (Common warthog) is the source of this 2402-nucleotide messenger RNA. RefSeq names its product keratin, type II cytoskeletal 1-like. Gene Ontology annotation, cellular component: keratin filament. Gene Ontology annotation, molecular function: structural constituent of skin epidermis. The transcript is spliced from 9 exons. Gene Ontology annotation, biological process: intermediate filament organization; keratinization. NCBI's taxonomy places the organism in Eukaryota, Metazoa, Chordata, Mammalia, Artiodactyla, Suidae. The record is from RefSeq and is a predicted model, not a curated record. Bases 68 to 1930 code for a protein of 620 amino acids.
UGCUCGGGUUAGAGGAGUGUUAGCUCCUUUCCUUUCUCGACAUUGCUCCUUCUCUCUCUAAGUCAACAUGAGUCGACACUUUAGCUCCAGGUCUGGGUACCGCUGUGGAGGAGGAGGAGGAAGAGGGGGCUUCAGCUCUGGCUCUGCUGGGCUGGUCAGCUACCAGCGCAGGUCGACCAGCAGCUCCAUUCGCCGCAGUGGGGGAGGUGGUGGGAGGUUUACUAGUGGAGUAUGUGGAGGGGGAGCUGGUGGUGGUUUUGGAAGUCGGAGUCUCAUUAACCUUGGUGGCAGUAAAAGCAUUUCCAUAAGUGUGGCCGGAGGAGGUGGACGUGGUGGUUUUGGUAGUGGUUAUGGCAGUAUUUUUGGUGGUGGUGGCUUUGGGGGCGGUGGUUUUGGAGGUGGUGGCUUUGGGGGUGGUCUUGGUGGUGGCUUUGGCAGUGGUGGUUUUGGUGGAGGUGGUUUUGGCAGAGGUGGUUUUGGUGGAAAUUUUGGGCCUGGAUACCCUGGUGGCAUACACGAAGUCAUCGUCAACCAGAGCCUUCUGCAACCUCUCAAUGUGGAAGUCGACCCUGAGAUUCAAAAAAUAAAGUCUCAAGAAAGGGAGCAAAUCAAGUCCCUCAACAACCAAUUCGCAUCCUUCAUCGACAAGGUGAGGUUCCUGGAGCAGCAGAACCAGGUGCUGCAAACAAAAUGGGAGCUGCUGCAGCAGAUAAACACCACCACUAGGACCCAAAACUUAGAACCCUACUUUGAGGCCUACAUCAGCAGUCUUAGAGCAAGAGUGGACCAACUGAAGAGCGAACAAUCUCAGAUGGAUUCAGAACUGAAGAACGUGCAAGACCUGGUGGAGGAUUAUCGGAAAAAGUAUGAGGAUGAGAUCAACAAGCGGACCAAUGCAGAGAAUGAGUUUGUGAACAUCAAGAAGGAUGUGGAUGCAGCUUAUAUCACCAAGGUGAAUCUUCAGGCUACAGUGGACAACUUGCGUCAGGAAGUUGAAUUCCUCACUGCACUCUACCAAGCAGAGCUGGCUCAGAUGCAGACUCAUAUCAGCGAAACCAAUGUCAUCCUCUCCAUGGACAACAACCGCCACCUGGACCUGAACAGCAUCAUCGACGAAGUCAAAGCCCAAUAUGAAGAGAUUGCCCAGAGGAGCAAGGCUGAGGCUGAGACCCUGUAUCAGUCCAAGUAUGAAGAGCUCCAGAUCACUGCUGGCCAACAUGGAGACAACUUGAAGAAUUCAAAGAUUGAGAUUUCUGAGCUGAAUCGGGUGAUCCAAAGACUUAGAUCUGAUAUCGACAAUGUCAAGAAGCAGAUCUCUGCAGUGCAGCAGUCUAUCAGUGAUGCAGAGCAGCGUGGUGAGAAUGCCCUCAAAGACGCCCAGAACAAGCUGAAUGAGCUGGAGGAGGCCCUGCAGAGGGCCAAGGAGGACCUGGCCCGCCUGCUGCGUGACUACCAGGAACUGAUGAACACCAAACUGGCCCUGGACGUGGAGAUUGCAACCUAUAGGACCCUCCUGGAAGGAGAAGAAAGCAGGAUGUCUGGAGAGUGUGCCCCGAACGUGAGUGUGUCUGUGAGCACCAGCCAUACCAGUAUCAGUGGAGGUAGUAUCCGAGGAGGUGGUGGCUCUGGAGGCGGCAGCUACAUCUCUGGAGGCGGCAGCUACAGCUCUGGAGGUGGCGGCGGCGGUGGCAGCUAUAGCUCCAGAGGCGGCGGUGGCAGCUACAGCUCCGGAGGAGGCGGCGGCGGCGGCGGCGGCAGCAGCGGUGGCUAUGGCUCCCGAGGCAGCAGUGGGGGCCAUAGAGGAGGCUCUGGAAGCAGCUUCACGUCCUCUGGAGGCCGGGGAUCCAGCUCUGGGGGCACCAAGACCUCUGGUGGCAGUUCCAGCAUUAAGUUUGUUUCCACCAGCUAUUCCCAAGGGGGGACCAGAUAAAGAGAUCCCCUCUCUCCCAUUAGCUCUCCCUCUCCAUCACUACCAAAUAUGCUUCUGAUUGCCCCAGGCUUAUUGGAGAAAAGAGCUCUGGUUAGUUACACUGGCCCAUCCUUGUUCCCCAGCUCUUUCUUUUCUGCUCUGCUUCCCAAAGAAAUUUUUAGGUCAGUGGCAAUCUCAGUCUCCCAUCUCUGACCCUGCUUUGUGCUUUGCCUGAGAAACAGCUCACCAAUCAUGGCCACACACAUCACAUUUCAAAGCACCUCCUUAAGUCAGCCAGAGGAGGGCUGGUCAGACCCACGGCUUCUUUGCCACGCAUAGAGCAUCAGCUAUGGAUAGCUUCUUAUCCUAACCCUGACAACAAGCUCUGUGCUGCUUUGGUUUUGUACAUAAGGCAUAAGCCAGUUGUCUUUUGUGGAGAGGUCUUCAACUCCCUGUUUCCUUGUGUUGCUGCAAUAAACUGCAUUUGAAACUC